Messenger RNA from Talaromyces atroroseus, 1305 nucleotides. RefSeq lists its product as hypothetical. Gene Ontology annotation, molecular function: ATP-dependent polydeoxyribonucleotide 5'-hydroxyl-kinase activity; polynucleotide 3'-phosphatase activity; double-stranded DNA binding. The record is from RefSeq and is a predicted model, not a curated record. Bases 1 to 1305 code for a protein of 434 amino acids. The transcript has 9 exons. Gene Ontology annotation, biological process: DNA repair. NCBI's taxonomy places the organism in Eukaryota, Fungi, Ascomycota, Eurotiomycetes, Eurotiales, Trichocomaceae.
AUGAAGAGGCUAGGUUCUCCAGGUGGCGGCGUAUCUCCACCUCCGCUCCGACGCAAAGUCGAGUCAACAACGACCAAAACCGCGGUCGCCUCCUUUUUCACCCCAACAUCCCAGAAGAAGCCGGAAAAGGUUUCAUGGAGAAUCGUCAACAAGAGUCUGGUUGCUGGGAAGUACGCUUCGGAAUCGAGCGGACAUGGACAGACGCCGGCAGGAAAGAGGCGAAAGGUUGCAGCGUUUGACUUGGAUUCAACGUUGAUCGCUACAGCCUCUGGUAACCGAUUUGCGCGAGAUGCUUCAGACUGGAAGUGGUGGAAUACCAAGGUACCAGAAAAGCUGAAACAACUCAAUGCCGAAGGCUACCAAGUCAUUGUCCUCUCCAAUCAGAAAAAAAUAAGUCUUCAAAAUGAGCUCAAAGGCGGACGAACCGAAUCCAAAAGCUUGACGAUCUUCAAACAAAAGGCUCAAGCUGUCAUGCGCCAGCUCGAUAUCCCCCUUAGCAUAUACGCAGCUACGCAGUACGACGAGUAUCGGAAGCCGAGGAUAGGCAUGUGGAAGGAGUUUUUGGACGAUUACGAUUUGGAUAUCGAUGGCAGACUGGAUUUGAAGGAAUGUUUCUUUGUGGGCGAUGCGGCUGGACGGCCUGGUGAUCAUUCCUGUGUAGAUCGCGACUUUGCUUCCAAUGUCUCCAUCAAGUUUCACACGCCGGAGGAAUUCUUUCUUGAUGCUAGUCCUGCGCAAGUCAUACGGCAAUUCGAUCCUGUGUCGUACAUUGAUAUUGACCCCGAUACACCUGCUAUAUCAACCUUCUCAAAGCGAAGCUCCCUCGAACUAGUGAUAUUCUGCGGCAGUCCCGGCGCAGGCAAAUCGACAUUCUACUGGAAGCAUCUGAAGCCGCUAGGAUACGAUCGAGUGAACCAGGACACGCUGAAGACGCGCCAAAAAUGCAUCAAAGUCGCAAAAGAGCUUUUGAGCGCCGGCCGAUCAAUCGCAGUUGACAACACGAACGCUAACCUCGAAACACGCGCCUACUGGAUCCAAAUAGCCCGCGACUUCAACAUUCCAAUCCGAUGCAUCUACUUCACCGCGCCCCCAAGUCUAUGCAAACACAACGACGCCGUGCGCGCCGCGACUCCAUCAUUCAACCCCGAAUCUCGCCCCCUCCUCCCCGGCAUCGCCUUCGCCGAUUUCGCGCGUCGAUUCGAAGAACCCUGCCUCUCCGAGGGAUUCGAAGAUAUCACACGCGUAGAUUUUAGAUUUGAAGGUGAUACAGAGGGGAAGAAGAUUUGGGGGCAGUUUUGGGUUUGA